Lotus japonicus is the source of this 1898-nucleotide messenger RNA. RefSeq names its product B3 domain-containing protein At2g33720-like. Gene Ontology annotation, molecular function: DNA binding. Bases 376 to 873 code for a protein of 165 amino acids. The transcript has 2 exons. Lineage: Eukaryota; Viridiplantae; Streptophyta; Magnoliopsida; Fabales; Fabaceae. The record is from RefSeq and is a predicted model, not a curated record.
AACUAAUUAACUUGCAAUACAAAAAGAAACAAAAAAACAAAAAAGAGAGCAUCUCAGCAUUUUUGUUUCCACAACAAGGAAAUCACAUCAAAAAGGGAACCUGCAUGACUUACAAUAUUCUCAUCCCAUUUAUGCUAUUGAAAAGGAAAUCUAAUGUUCCUUUUUAUGGCUAUAGUAAAGAUGAAAAAAAUUAUUUUUAUGCAGAUAGAAAGAUGAAAUGAAAUGACCCUUUAUUCCAUUUACACAAGUACAUUUGUAUAUAAAGAACAAAAUGCAGAAGAUAGUGUAAACCUCAUGUUCUCAAACUCAUCGUAACAUUUCUUAUGAGUUUUCAAAUCACACACACUUUCAAAUUCGAUCUCUUGUAUUUUCCAAAUGAACAACGUUGGAGAUGAAAGUCAAAAGAAGAGAAAAUCUCCAAGCUCUGAGGCCUCUACCUCGAGGACUUCGCGGAGAAGAUUAUGCAGCAACAAAAAUGAAGGAGUCUCCACCACACUGAGGCUUUAUGAUGACCCUUGGAAAAUCAAGAAGAUGUUAACCGCCAGCGAUUUAGGAAUCUUGAGCAGGCUCUUGUUGUCUGCAGAUUUGGUGACGAAGCAGAUAUUGCCUGUGUUGGGUGCUGAUCAAGCAAGAGCUACAGAUACUGAAGAAGGUUCCCAAGUUAAAAUUUGGGACAUGGACACAAAAUCUAUGCAUCAACUUGUUCUUAAGCGAUGGUCCUCUUCCAAGAGCUAUGUUCUUAUUGGAAAGUGGAACCAAGAUUUUGUGAGAAGAAGAGAGCUGAAGAAAGGGGAUGAGGUUGGAUUUCAGUGGAACCCUUAUUACUAUGCUUUCAAUUUUUGCGUUCUUAAACGGGCAAUGCUGCCAAAUUAAAUCAACAAAACUAAUCAAAUGUUAGUUUGAUUCAUAUAUCCUAAAAUCGUUAAAUAAAACUUAAGUCCUAGCUAUUAUUAUAAGAAUGUUUGGAUUCGCUUCUCUUCUUAUCAUAAUCAAUUUUAACACGCGAAAAUUACAUACCCAAACAUAGAUUUUUAAAUGCACUAGCUACAGGGGCGGACCCACAGCCAGCCCAGGGGUUCAGUUGAACCCCUGAAAAAAAAAAAAUUCCUACUUACCCCCUGUAGUAUUUAUUUUUUGAACCCCCUGAGAAUUCUAAUUUGCACCUAGACCCCAACUCCUCUCUCACACACUCAUCACGUCAGAUCUCUCUCACGCUCCUCACUCUCAUUCUCUGAUUUCUCUCAGUCUCUCACGAUACACCACAACUCCACAAGCACUCUCACCCAUCAACGCGCACCACCACCGGCCACCACCACGCCGGCCGCCGCACCACCACUGUCCAGCCGUGCCUCUGGCUCUGCGGUUCUACAGUAUUGGCGGAGGAUCAAGAAAUCACCUCCAAACUUCGUUUCAGGAGGACAGAUGAGACAAUUCAAAUGAGAUCCGAUAAAUGAAAUCUGCACAUAAAAUGUAAAGAAAGAAGCCCUAAAUCGUUGCCUAAGUGACACCAAAGGGUGGUGGCAAAAACAACUUUAAAGCCGGUGCUGGUGUCUUGGGCUAAGUGGGAGGGGAGGCAGUGGUUUUGGAGGCGUGAGCAUGCCUCAGAUAGCUAGCAUAAGGAAUUAAGGUGUUAGUGGGAGUCUGGGAGAUUAUGAAGUUUAGUGGGUCACUCAAGGCAUUUUAAUAACUUUCUGUCUAGAACACUUUCUUCUUUUCUGCAGGUACUAUUCUGAGGGUGUGUAUAAGAGUAAAGGUUGUGGUGAAUUUGUAGUGAUCUCAAACUGAUAUGACACAGAUUGACACUGCACAGAUGUAUCCUCGCUGGCCUGUAUUAGGGUUAAUCUGCCACUAUCUGUCCCCUUUUUUUAUUUCUUCCUUUUAGUUGAAUUUUUCCUUCA